AUGUACCUAGUUAAUUAUUUUUUAAUUUUUAUAUUGGUCCAUAAUAUACAGUCCGGACAAUGUGCAGCUGUGAAACGUUCUACGCCAGGAGGUUCGGUCAUAGAAGACACUAUUCAUUACUGUAAAUGCACCAUCUACAGCGAUGGUACUGAUAAACCGACUGAGUGCUUAGUAGACGAAUCAAAGAUAGAACCAUUUUAUACUGAAGAAAUGGUACAUAACAUGAAGGAGUUUUGUAAGGCCCUAACUCCUACAAUAUUAAAGCCAAUAGUUGAAGCUCACAAGCACAAACCAAAAAUUGAGCCAGAACCAACGUCAGAACCAAAGGUGCCUCCAACGAAUGAACCAGGGGUGCCUCCAACAAAUGAACCAAAGGUGCCUCCAACGAAUAAACCAAAGGUGCCUCCAACGUCAGAACUAAAUGUGCCUGCAACGUCAGAAUUAAAUGUGCCUCCAACGAAUGAACCAAAGGUGCCUGCAACGAAUGAACCAAAGGUGCCUCCAACGAAUGAACCAAAGGUGCCUGCAACGAAUGAACCAAAGGUGACUCCAAAGUCAGAACUAAAUUUGCCUCCAACGAAUGAACCAAAGGUGCCUGCAACGAAUGAACCAAAGGUGCCUCCAACGAAUGAACCAAAGGUGCCUCCAACGAAUGAACCAAAGGUGCCUCCAACAAAUGAACCAAAGGUGCCUCCAACGAAUGAACGAAAGGUGCCUCCAUCGUCUUCAUCAGAUGUCAUACCAACGCAACCACAAUCUAGUACAGAUGUAACGCCCGAGCUAUCAUAUGUCCUGUGCAAGAAAGCUAAACGUCACUGUUACUCUGGAGAGACACUUGAAUCAGUUGUUAAGCUGGUGGUGUCGAUAUGUGCUUGUUCCAAUAAACAGAUAUCCACAGAUAACCCGGUGGAAUGCACAAUUGAUAAUGGAUUACAUGGUUUGAGUUCAACGAUGACAACUGCAAUGGACAGAUUGUGUGAGAAUAUUGGUGAAAUCUACGAUAAGUUUGAAGAGAUGGGGGAUUUAGAAGAAGGCUUUGAUGAUAAUAAUAAACCAGAUAAGAAAGUGCCAGUAAGCGAUGAUCUUCAUAAACUUUUUAAAGAAUUACCGAACACCGAAGAGUAUGAAACUAAUGGCAUGACUCGUAAUAGAAGGACAAAUGUCCUACCAGAUAAACUUAAUAUAGAAAACCAAACCAAUGUUCAACCUGUAGAGCAAAAAGAAAAAGAGAAAACCAACGAUCAGUUGGAAAAUAAGACAGGAGAAAACGCUAUGGUGAAGGAGCUAACAAAAACAAUAGAUAAUUUGUCUAAUAGUUCUCCGCAAGGUACGACAACUAACGAAGAGCAAAAUUUGAUAAAUGCAUUUACAGAAAAUGUUAACCGGGUUAAUCCGCCUAAUAAAACCAAGAAUUCCAAAAGAUACCCUGGAAAUGAAAACGCAGUACUAAAUAAUUCACAAAACAUACCAAAUGGAAAGACAUUAGACAAGUUUAAAAAAAAACAACAACAUUUAUCAAAUGAGGAUUCAGGAAAUAAAUCUAAACAGUUGAAACAGCAAACGUCACAUAGCACGAAUAAUCAUUCAAAUAAGAAUUUUGACAACAACUCUGUAAGUCCUCCUAAAAAUAGAAAUAAAUUACCCAAUGAUGCAGAAAACGUACCAAGUGGAAACAUUGGAAAUAGAGAAGACAAGUCCGGAAAUAAAAAAAUAAAUAAAACUGAAAUAAGCUUGCAAAAUGGAUCUAAUAAUUCUCCUCAAAAUAAUUUUAAUGGAGAGAAUUUAACAACAAACAUGGCAACUACUAAAAGUGGUGCUACCACAGAGGGUCCAUUUAAGCGUAAAAAACAGCCAAAAAAUAAAACAGUCAACAUUGAUAGUAGACAAGCUGAUGAUCCGGAUCCAGACGUUAAAGAGAAGCCAGCUCAGCAGUAUUCUUUGGAAACAGUCAUAGUGCUGACAGUCUGUGGUUUUGCUUACGGCACUCUGCUCACCAUCAUCAUCAGGAUGACUUACACGCGAUGCAGAAGGCGAGGACACAAUUUUAACCAUUCGAGGGCGUGA
This is a messenger RNA of Helicoverpa zea (corn earworm), 2064 nucleotides long. Its product is annotated as proteoglycan 4-like. Lineage: Eukaryota; Metazoa; Arthropoda; Insecta; Lepidoptera; Noctuidae. The record is from RefSeq and is a predicted model, not a curated record. Bases 1 to 2064 code for a protein of 687 amino acids. The transcript is spliced from 19 exons.